AUGUUUGCGACAAAGCCUUUGGGCGCCAAAUCUGGCGUGAAGCGAUGCAAGCGCAUGUCCAAUGCUGCGCCACGUGUUUCUCAGGCGUGUAAAGCUUGUGCGGGUUCCAAGCUUAAGUGUGACGAAGAUGCUUCCUGCAGACGUUGUGUGGCAAAGGGAAUUCCUUGUGAGCGAGAUACUCGAUUCACGGAAACAGGAGACAAAACGUCGCCGGAAACAAGCAUUCAGUCUACAAUAGAUCAAGAACUAUCGAUACCUGUCUUGGAACCGAGUCAUCUUACCCUGUCAGAAGAUGACUUCUCCAAAUUCCUCAAAGGCGUCAUGACACCCGUGGAAGGACAGGAGAGCCGCCCAAUCGAUCAAGCCGAUCUAACCAGCAUCAAUCAUCUUUACAAUCCGCUUCCGCCUCACGGUCUUCUGGACUUCCGGGUCGAUGGUGAUACCCGAUUCGACGAUGUCGCCAUGGAUCUUUGGGACUUGCCCUGCAGCCCAUCCUUUUACUACAACGGAAUCCUGCUGGAACCAAAAGCAUCCUUGCCCAUCAAUCCUGAUAUCCAACCGCCAAACCCAGUACGUCCAGCUGUGCUAGGCCAUGUGGCAUAUAAGGAAUCGGCACUUGGAAUGUGGGAGCCUUCACAAAAUGACCACCUAAACUCCAACAUAAAGGCUCUAUCAGUCCUCGGCGACAGCCCUCAGGACGCCAUCCAGCUUCACAGCUUGGAAGUAAGCAGUCAGCUGUUCAAACCACUCUCAGUUGGUCUGAGAGACCAAAUGCUGCUAUUAACCUUGAACGCUUGCAAGCCAGAAAGCAAACUCGCUAUCAUUAGAGCAUUCCCUCACUCUGAGAUUCUAUCUAAGCUCAUCGAGAGCUUCUUCUCUCACCACCGUGUCCAGGCUGACUCUUGGAUACAUGGCCCUUCGUUCGAGCCAAACCAACAGGGCGCAGAGCUUAUUCUCACCAUCGUCAACAUGGGUACAAUGUUUGCUGACUCUAAGAUCUUGCAUUCCCUCGGUUUUGCUCUCCAUGAGGUAGCUCGUUUGGCGUUGCCUGUGAUGUUUGAAAGAGCGAAUUCUAUGACUAGAGCUCUUUGGGCUCUUCAAGCGUUUAUUCUGGAUAUUGAGUUGGGGCUGUGGAGUGGUAUCAAGAGGAAGAUGGAGAUUGCAGAAAGCCACCGCCAAAUGCCCUUCACAAUGCUACGACGUGGUAGAAGGUUCAGCAAGACCUACACUCCCGCUGAUCCCCCAUUGCCAGAAGACGCAGGCGAGACCUUACAGAAUAAGUGGCUCACCUGGGUGGAGCAAGAGAAUUACAAUAGACUCACUUAUCAUUGCUUCAUCAUGGAUACUCAAGUCAGUAUUGCCAUGUCGACAUGUCCCCUAAUAUCCUUCUCGGAGCUCAAGACGCCUUUGCCCGAGUCUAAUGAUCUCUGGCUUGCCAAGGAUGCAGAAGCAUGGAAAGCUAUAUACCUAAAGCAGCAGCGCCAACCGACGAGACUUACACUAUAUGACUACUUCCGCAACGCCGCAGAAAUCGAUAGCAGCUACGAUGGUUCAUUCUGUCAACUUGUCGUCAUUUCGGGCAUCUGGGGAAUGGUUUGGCAAUGUCUACAAAGUAUUGCCGUGCUAGACAAGCCAAGACACUCGGACCCAGCAUUGACUCUUCGCCAGCAAGAAAUCCUCCAGAUAUUGCAUCGCUUUCGCGUCAACAUGAUGGGGGAUGAGGCGAGCUGGCAUGAUGGUCCGGUAACCAUGAUGUACCAUCUUGUGUAUAUGCACUUAUACAUCCCUUUUGAGGAGGUUGAGCUGUUUGCGGGCAAGGGACACCAAAGUGAUGCCCGGAACGCUCUGUCAGUGCUCUUAGACUGGACCAACAGCCCUGAGUCACGGAAAGCGAUUUGGUACGCGGGCCAGAUUAUAAGAGCAGCAGAGAUGUUCGAGCCCGGUCGUCUUCGGGGCUUUUACACUAUUGCACUAUAUCAAGCGAAUCUUACCCUUUGGGCCUAUGCGGUGGUGUCGCAGGUUAAGGGAACAAAUAAGAAUGACUCCGUUCUUAGCGAUGACGAGACGGUUUGUUUGAACGGGCCGGAAACUCCACUCGUGCAGAGGUUCAUCAGCCGAGGGGUGCCUUCGGUAGCAGUCAUACAACCAAGUGCACUUCAACAUGGCAAUUCUCCCAUUCGGCUGAUGGACCGGGAGGCGGUUGUGAACUACGUUCUCGGCAUUUUGAGUGCUAAUUUUUCUCAUGUUGAGGCUGUGCCGCCUUUGGUCGAGAACCUUGAGCAGCUUUUGGACAAACUGGGCCGAGCCGAAAUUGACGUGUAG
Messenger RNA from Fusarium tjaetaba, 2322 nucleotides. Its product is annotated as transcription factor Pig1p. The transcript is spliced from 4 exons. Gene Ontology annotation, molecular function: DNA-binding transcription factor activity, RNA polymerase II-specific; zinc ion binding; DNA binding. The record is from RefSeq and is a predicted model, not a curated record. Bases 1 to 2322 code for a protein of 773 amino acids. NCBI's taxonomy places the organism in Eukaryota, Fungi, Ascomycota, Sordariomycetes, Hypocreales, Nectriaceae. Gene Ontology annotation, biological process: regulation of DNA-templated transcription; DNA-templated transcription.